This is a messenger RNA of Pogona vitticeps (central bearded dragon), 2205 nucleotides long. It is a transcript of the gene SEH1L, whose product is annotated as SEH1 like nucleoporin. Gene Ontology annotation, biological process: cellular response to amino acid starvation; positive regulation of TORC1 signaling. Gene Ontology annotation, molecular function: protein binding; structural molecule activity. Gene Ontology annotation, cellular component: Seh1-associated complex; nuclear pore outer ring. The record is from RefSeq and is a predicted model, not a curated record. NCBI's taxonomy places the organism in Eukaryota, Metazoa, Chordata, Lepidosauria, Squamata, Agamidae.
GCGCGCGCCAGCUGCCCCUGCUCUGAGUUCCUGAUUUUAUCGGAACCGAAGAGCGCGUGCCCUCUUUCCAGGCGCCUGCGUCGGCUUCAGGCGGAGGAGGCCCAAGCGCAAGCGCCGCGAGAGGAGGCGCGAUUGGCCUGCGCCUUCCUCGGGAGGCCUGACGCGACGCAAUUCAACUGAGCCCGGCGCGCCACGUUUUUCGAGCCUGGGGGAGGGAAGGCAGGUAGGGCUCCGUUAGUCGCCGCGGGGCGUUGCCCGAAAGGGAGCUUGGGCGUUCCUCCUUUUCGGUGGGAGAGAAGCGCGCUUGACGAGGAAGGCGCCGCAGCCGGGAUGUUCGUAGCGCGGAGCAUCGCGGCCGAUCACCGCGACCUGAUCCACGACGUUUCCUUUGACUUCCACGGGCGGCGCAUGGCGACCUGCUCCAGCGACCAGAGUGUCAAGGUUUGGGACAAAGGAGAAAAUGGAGAAUGGCACUGUACUGCCAGCUGGAAGACACAUAGUGGGUCUGUUUGGCGUGUGACAUGGGCACAUCCAGAAUUUGGACAAGUUCUGGCUUCCUGUUCUUUUGAUAGAACAGCUGCUGUAUGGGAAGAAAUUGUAGGAGAAUCAAAUGAUAAACUUCGAGGACAGAGUCAUUGGGUAAAGAGAACUACUCUUGUUGACAGCAGGACAUCAGUCACUGAUGUGAAGUUUGCUCCAAAGCAUAUGGGUCUCAUGCUAGCAACAUGUUCAGCAGAUGGAGUUGUUAGGAUAUAUGAAGCUCCUGAUGUCAUGAAUCUCAGUCAGUGGUCACUUCAGCAUGAAAUCUCUUGUAAACUAAGCUGCAGUUGUAUUUCUUGGAAUCCUUCAAGCUCUCGUGCUCAUGCUCCUAUGAUAGCUGUAGGAAGUGAUGACAGCAGUCCAAAUGUACUGGCAAAGGUCCAAAUUUAUGAAUAUAAUGAAAAUACUCGGAAGUAUGCAAAAGCAGAAACUCUUAUGACAGUCACAGAUCCUGUGCAUGAUAUUGCAUUUGCUCCAAACCUUGGACGGUCCUUCCAUAUAUUGGCAGUAGCUACUAAAGAUGUACGAAUUUUCACAUUAAAACCUCUGAGAAAAGAACUAACCUCUUCAUCAGGACUGACAAAAUUUGAGGUUCAGUUAGUGGCUCAGUUUGAUAAUCACAAUUCCCAGGUCUGGCGUGUAAGUUGGAAUAUUACAGGCACUGUACUUGCAUCUUCAGGAGAUGAUGGGUGUGUGAGGCUUUGGAAAGCUAACUACAUGGACAACUGGAAGUGCACGGGAAUUCUGAAAGGUAAUGGGAGUCCAGUCAAUACUAGUUCCUCUCAACAGGGAGUUUUUAAUGCUCCUUUAGGCACACCCAAUGCAAGCCUCCAGAAUUCAAUCAAUGGAACAUCUGCUGGCAGGUAUUUCUUUCCCCCUCUGGAUUCCCCUCGGGCUGGAUUAAGAUGGUCCAGUUAUGCCCAGAUCCUACCUCCUCCUCCUCUGAUAGAGCACUCUUGCGAUGCUGACACUGCCAAUCUUCAGUAUCCUCACCCUCGCAGACGAUAUAUCUCUCGACCUCUUAAUCUCUUACGUGAACAUGAAGGGGUUUAAUAUACAUUUAAAACCAUAUGACGGGCCCUUAUUCUGAUGCUUGUAAAAUGCUUUCAUUUCUGACUGCUUUUAGUUUUUUGCACUCCCUUCCAAAUUGAAUGGUUGGUAGUUUUAAGACAUGCUCCACAAGGCAAACUACAGUACCUGAAAUGCACCACAUUAGUGUGUAUACCAGAUAAAUUCUAGCCCUGCCAUUUAAUCCCAUUUUCAUCUUUAACAACAACAAAAAGCAGUACUAAGUAUAAACCAUGCACAAUAGAUGAGCUCAGAGUGCUUAUUCUGUCAUUUUGUUAAUACUCACUUUAUUCUCCUUGUUUGAACGCAGUCUGUUUUGUCUCCUGCAUAGUGUAUUGCAUUUCUGAAAUUGAAUGCAACUUUGAAGAAAACUGCUGUAAAUUUUUUAUUCUUCAGCACCAGUAUCAAAUGUUGAGGUGACCAUGUUCUUGGGUUUUUCUUCCAGUACUUAAUAAUGAAAUGAUAAUGCAGAUUGAUGUCUGUUUCUGCAGCAAGGAAAUGGGCAUGUUUUCAUCACCUGCCAAAAUGUUUGUCUUGCAUAAAAAUUUACACUACAGUAUUUUAUGAAAGCAGGUUAAUAAAGCACUUGAAACUGCA